UUCGUGCGCUAGAAUGGGUAGAUCUUUAUGACUUUUAAGAAAAUAACAACCAUUGUAAAGGAAUGUUCAUUUCAACAGUUACUUUGGCCACCCUGGUCGUCAUCCCGGUACUGGUGAAAAUAUGCUGCCCCUACUUUUGGGACGAUGUUGUUUACCUUAAGGAUUUGCUUCGGAUUCUGGUCACGUUUGUUUUACGCAGGAAGAGGAGACCUUUGUUUUUAGCCGUGGACCGUUUCAUAGAGCAGUCUGUCUUGCAUCCUAAAAGGACAUUCAUCUUGUUUGAAAACAAAUCAUAUUCUUACCAAGACGCUGACAGGGAGAGUAACAAAAUUGCAAAUGCAUUGCUGGCACAUUCCAACUUGCAACCAGGGGACACCGCCGCCCUGUUUAUGGGGAACGAGCCCACCUUCAUGUUCACCUGGCUGGCACUGGCAAAACUCGGCUGCCCCGCUGCUUUCCUGAACCAAAACAUCAGAUCCAAGUCCUUGCUUCACUGUUUUAAUUGUUGCAAUGCGAAGCUGCUUAUUGCUAGUGCAGAGCUCCAGGGUGCUGUUAAGGAGAUCAAGCAGGCUCUUCAGGAGAAGGCUGUCGCCAUCUUCAUUUUGGCAAAGGAGACCAACACCGCCGGUUUCACCAGCUUCACAGACAAAGUGGAGUCUGCCAGCGAUUUUCCCAUUUCCCGCUCUCACCGCGCGCAGAUCACCUUCACAAGUCCAGCAGUUUACAUCUACACUUCUGGCACGACAGGCCUGCCCAAAGCUGCCAUGAUCAGUCAGACGCGUCUGUUGGCUGCGCUGGCCGUGCUGGCGUCCAAUGGGGUCACUGCAAGUGAUGUCAUCUACCUCAACCUCCCACUGUUCCACACUGCAGGGUUCCUCAUUGGCUUCAUAGGAACUAUUGAGACAGGUUCGUCUAUCGUCCUACGGAGAAAAUUCUCAGCUUCGCAAUUUUGGGACGAAUGUAGGAAAUACAACGUCACUGUUAUCCAGUACAUAGGAGAGGUCUUACGGUAUCUUUGUAACACGCCAAAGAAAGAAAAUGAUAAACAACACCAGGUCAGGCUUGCUAUUGGCAAUGGCCUUCGUGCAGACGUAUGGAGGGACUUCCUUGAUCGCUAUGGCAACAUCCGGGUUCGAGAGUUCUAUGCUUCCACGGAGGGCAAUGUGGGCUUCGUCAACUACACCAGCAAAAUUGGGGCCAUUGGCCGGGUCAACAUUUUUCACAAGGCACUAUUCCCGUAUGCCCUGAUCAAAUAUGAUCUGGAGAAAGACGAGCCGGUUAGAAAUUCCAAUGGUCUCUGCAUUGAAGCUGCAAAGGGAGAGACAGGGCUGCUGGUCUCCAGGAUCACCAACAUCGCCCCCUUCGUGGGGUACGCCAACAACCGGCAGCAGACGGAGAAGAAGAAGCUCCGAGACGUCUUCAGGAAGGACGACCUGUACUUCAACAGCGGAGACCUGCUGAGGGUCGACCAGGACAACUUCCUGUAUUUUCAGGAUCGCGUUGGAGACACCUUCAGGUGGAAGGGGGAAAAUGUUGCGACAACAGAAGUCUCAGACAUGGUCGCGAUGAUCGACUUUGUGAAGGAGGCCAACGUAUAUGGCGUUCAGGUUUCAGGCCAUGAAGGGCGAAUCGGGAUGGCUGCUGUAACGAUAGCAGAAGGAAAAAAGCUGGACUGUGAUAGAAUGUACAGCCAUGUUGUCAGCCAUCUCCCGGCGUAUGCCCAGCCACGUUUCAUCAGAGUCCAGAAUGCCGUGGAGGUCACCGGAACCUUCAAGCAGCUGAAGAAGAAACUGGUGGAGGAAGGCUUCAGUCCCGCCCUCAUAACAGACCCCCUUUACUUCCUGGACGACAAGAAGAAGAGCUAUGUAGCCAUGACUGAGGUCCUUUACAAGGCAAUCGUCUCAGGAAGCAUAAAACUAUGAUAUUGUGCAUACAGUUGGUUCCAUACUAAUAAAUGUCCAGUACAUUGUGCUGCACAAAAAAACCCAGAACGUUUUUAUAGUAUAAAAACAUCCCAUGUAAAAGGUCCAUUCUGUUUUCAAUGGGUGCAGCAUUUUCAGUGGGUACUGCACUUUUCUGCACAUCACCUUGUAUGACUUGUUUGGCCAGUAUUGCCAAUGUUCAUCUCAGGGAUAAGAGACUGAUAGUUUGCCUUAAAAACAACACUUAAUGGCCCUACCGUGGCGCAUAUGGUAGGGCACACAUUUGCUCUGUGGCCGACCCGGGUUCGGUUCCCGGCCCGGGUACUUUGCCGACCCUUCUCCGUCUCUCUCUCCCAACUGGCUUCCUGUCACCAUCUGCACUGUACUAUCAUGAAUAAAGUAAAAAAGACCAAAAACAACAUCUUUAAAAACAACACUUAAUGCCGUAGCGUAGCCUCUUAACACUUGUCGUUCCACCAGUUGAACGCUAUAAUGGUCACUGAAAAAACUUUACAAUCACAGUGCCACACCACUAUGACAGACAGGGCCCUUUAGUAAUACAGUACAACUUGGUCAUUGUCAUUCUGGUAAAAGCUAAUUUAUAACAGGGGCCGUGUUUUACUGGGUUAACAAGAUUGCAUCUUUUUUCUUAUUAUUAUGUCCUAUUUUCAUUGCAAUAGAAAUGAUGUUCAUGGUUGCACUGUGGUGGUAAAUGUGCAGAUUGUGCACACAUCCACGUCAAAUACUCCCGGCCUGACUGAUUUACCCUACUUGACUCAAGGACAAUUCCAAUUCACUGAUAGUGUAUCUCAUAACUUUGCAGAUAAUGGUUAAACAUUGAUACAGCCAACUGCAGUAGCAUUCUAGCGGUUCAUAGCUGUGUGUGCGUGUGCGUGUGUGUGUGUGUGUGUGUGUGUGUGUGUGUGUGUGUGUGUGUGUGUGUGUGUGUGUGUGUGUGUGUGUGUGUGUGUAUGUGUGUGUGAUGUGAAUUUGGCAGUAACUGGUGUAAUCUAGUGAUGUUGUAGGAAUUGGGGAAGGUGCAGCAUAGUGCCAAUAUUUUACAAGCAAAUUUGUGCAAGAAAAUGUACAGCGAUUGUAGAGUAAAAUCUGAUUUAUUGAUGACGAGUACUGUAGAUUGUAGAUGGUUUGUGUUUAAUGCAACACAUUCUUAAAAUGUUACUGGACAUGUUUGUUACAUGUUAUUUAACCCAUUGACGCCUAAGCCACUUGCAAAAAAGGGUGCUGAAUGCCUGAGCCCUUUUUAAGAAAAGCUGCCCUCAGCCUAUAAAAACCUAAAUAUCUCAGCUUCUGAAGCACAUAUAAAUAUGCCCUAAGUUGCAUUUAAACACUAAGACCCUCAUCUUUCAUUGGAAUGUGUUCAUUCAUCUAAAAAAAACAUACAUUUAAAAAAAACUUAUCUCAAAUCUUAUGAGCCUGAAUGUUGCGUAAUGUAGCUGCAGGCGCCAGGGCCAGUGUUGCGCAAUGCAACAUCAGGCACCAAUGGGUUAAAUGGAAUUAAUAUUUAGAUGUCAGACUAUGUACACUAUUUGUCCACAGUAUCAUUCCUAUGUAAUGGAUGUGUUAAUGGCGCAGUUGUGCUUACAGUCUAUAUCCAUCUCACAUCACAAUCAAUGAAUGUUACUACGGUCAUUCUCCAAGUUAAUCCACCUUUUCUCACAGAUAUCUGUGAACAUUACAAUUUUUCAAUAAAUCAGAAUACUAAUUUC
Molecule: messenger RNA, 3649 nt
Organism: Engraulis encrasicolus (European anchovy)
Lineage: Eukaryota; Metazoa; Chordata; Actinopteri; Clupeiformes; Engraulidae
Exons: 10
Coding region: 63-1922 (619 amino acids)
Molecular function (GO): long-chain fatty acid-CoA ligase activity; long-chain fatty acid transmembrane transporter activity
Source: RefSeq, a predicted model, not a curated record